CUAAGGUGUUAUAGUAAGUAAGCCAAGAGCUGGUUUGAGAGAUCUCUUGGUUGAAGAUGGCUUCUAUUCUAUCCUUCUCUGUUCUCAAACCAACCAUUACUAAGGCCUCUGCUUCUGUUUCUUCUUCUUCUCCGACCUCAACCAUAACAACGCCGUCAGUUCCUGAAACUCUCCAAGAAAAAUUCGGCCGGAAAGGCAUCAAAUUUUCCGACGCCGGCGACGUUGAGCUGACAGUCAGAAAUGGAAGCUCACUCAAGCUGCAGAUUCCGACUGCACACGUCACCUCUUACCGGCCAAAAGUCUACUGGAAAGACGACGGCUUCGAGGAAAUUGUAUACACGCUGCCUCCCGCCGGACCGUCGUCUUCCUCCAAAGGCGGCAUUGGUUUGAUCGUGGAGGAGGUUCCGGAACCCAGUCCCGCCUCCAAGGUAAGGUCUCUAUCAAUGGCGGCAUCAUCCCUGGCCCCACCUGCGCCCAAGAGUACUCCGUGGACUGUCACUGAUGCCGAUUCAGACUCCAUUGAUGCCGUUCAGGUUGAACUGAGCUGCACUAGGGGGGCUCUUGACCUAACCUAUGUAGUCUCCCUGUAUCCGGUCACCAUGGCCACCGCCGUGAUAGUGAAGAACACCGGCCAAAAACCGGUUACCUUAAAGACGGCAAUACUCAGCCAUUUCAGGUUCAAGAGCAGAGGCGGAACAGGAAUCCAAGGGUUAAUAGGCGCCUCUUACUGCUCACACCCUCCUCUCUCUUCCCCCUUCGAAAUCCUUUCCCCUUCGGAAGCCAUGAAAGCUGAGGAUCCUGGUUUCUUCUCCUUUGGAUGGGAGCCGGAAAAGAAAUCCGGCGUCUGGGCGGUUCAGGAUGUUCCCAUCACCGUGCUCCGCCACAAGAUGAGCAGAAUCUACGCCGUCCCUCCCGCUGAAAGAUCAAAGGGAUUCUACAACACCCUUCCUUCCAAAUACGAAACCCUAGAUCAGGGUCGUGAGCUGUUCUUCAGGGUGAUAAGGAUGGGGUUUGAUGAUGUAUAUGUAUCAAGUCCAGGAUCGAUUUCCCAGAAGCAUGGGAGUGAUUACUUCAUUUGCACAGGCCCUGCUUCAGUGCUGCUUCCCGUGGUUUUGAAGCCUGGUGAAGAGUGGAGAGGAGCACAGAUUAUUGAGCAUGAUAAUCUAUGAUCAUAUACUCUUCAAUUCUCUCAUCUCUUUGGUUUUAUACAAGAAAAAAUUUCAACCAUUUAUAUGAGAAGUCUCUAACGAUAUCCAUGUAACAAAUCGUGCCUAUUGAUUGCUCCAUACCACCUUAUGCGAAUCAGGCGCUCCCCAA
Molecule: messenger RNA, 1317 nt
Organism: Ipomoea nil (Japanese morning glory)
Lineage: Eukaryota; Viridiplantae; Streptophyta; Magnoliopsida; Solanales; Convolvulaceae
Product: photosynthetic NDH subunit of subcomplex B 2, chloroplastic
Exons: 3
Coding region: 57-1169 (370 amino acids)
Biological process (GO): carbohydrate metabolic process
Molecular function (GO): catalytic activity; carbohydrate binding
Source: RefSeq, a predicted model, not a curated record